UCGGCAUGCCGCCUUCCAGGUCUGCUUCCCACGGGGAAGACAAGGGCUCUUCGAUGAGUGAGCAAGAACGAAAACGACUGCGCAACCGUCUAUCACAGCAGGCCUUCCGUCGCAGACAAGCGGAGCGCAUGAGAGAGUUGAGUAGCAGAGUAAACACCGACCAGAAGUCCGACAAUUUGAGAAUCGAAGAGCUUCAGCGCGAGAAUAGGCAGCUGCGGGCGCAGCUCGUCGAUGUUCAGGCCAGGUUGUCGCGACUGCUGGCCAAUAUGCAGGGGUUGAGUGACUCUGUAUCCAAGACCUUGAAUGAUACAGGUUCUCAAGGGGAUGUAGGGGUCGAAGAGACGGAAGACUCGUCGUUACAGCUUUCAACAUACAACCACAAGCAGGCUUAUGGAGGGUCCGCUUUUCCAGGGCCAUCUAUGCAGCUGGCACCUUUUGACACAUCAUCGCUAAACUUUGAUCCGCCGCUGGCCCAUCAAUCUGAAUCAGGCCAGGCUGAAGAUGAAUUCCUAACAUCGGAACUCAUCAACGUCGCCGGAACUAGCCCCUUCUAUGCACAGAUCCCGAAUAUCUGGAGCUUCGAGUACCAAACUGGGAUAGAGCCAUAUUUGACUGCCAUGGCUGCAACUCAAAAGUCUAGCAUGGCGCUGAGAAAGGACAUGCCCGUAUCAAAUUCGCCGUUUUCAGACCACAUCAAGCUCCUUCAGCAUCUUUUGAAAAGCAAGCUGGCGGCAAAUGGGUUCAUUCCGGCCAGCCAACCAUCGAUGCAAAGCAUAUAUCAACCAGUUCUCAUGGUCCUGUCCAUGUUCAACAGCAUGACGCGACCCGAUGUCAUGGCAUGGUACGCCAAAACGCGCUUCUUCCACAUCAUCGAGCUCACAGCCUGGCAACUCUACCCCUCGCCCGCGACAUUCCAAAAAUUACACCAGCGAUAUCGGCCAACCGAUACGCAACUGAAGCAUCCGCACCCGCGCGUGAUAGACUGGAUACCCUUCCCCUUGAUCCGGGAUAGAUUGAUAGAGCUCCACGCCGCCAACCCCCUUAUCGACCAAAUCUUCUGUGACGCCGUCACGGGAUACGUGGUGGAAGCCGUCAUGUCUGAGCUGAUAAGCGACGCACCACAUAUUAUGGUUUACGUCCGGGUGACGGACCUUAUCGCAGCCAUGUCAUCCGGUGCCGGCAACAACUCCGAGGAUCCCCCCGCCAGUCUUCCCGCCCCGGAUAUCACCACUCUCUUCUCGUCUCCGUCCCAUGCUCGUGCCGCGUUCAAGCAGUUGAACAUGGAUAAAGGUGCAUCGUACUACAAGAUCGACCCAGCCUUUUACGCGAAGUAUCCAGAACUAUACGACCAGUCAAACGACCUCACGGCCAACGGGGUACCGCUCAAGCCAAGAUCGCAAAAGGUUCUCACGUACCCCAAACCCCUCGACGACUCUAUGGUCGAGACCUACCGGAGUUUCAUAGACUUCUCCAUGGAUGCCACCAGCACGAUCUCCUCGACUACGGCCCCUGACUCAUUCUAUUUUCCAAUUGUUAUUCGUCUCAUCGCCUACGUAAAGCCAGAUAUGCCUUCACAAUUUCCCGAUCCCACGACCACUCCCCGCUACAGCUUCCUGGACGAUUACAGCGAAGGAGCUCAUCCGGCACUUCUCAAAGCCAUACUCGCCGGCAACACAUCUCAAGAGGCCGGAUACGGCGGUGACUCAUACUGCGACCUUGCCAGGCAACGGAUACGUCGGCACCUAGGUCGCGAUGAUGUUGGAAUCUUCUUCGUCCCUAGCGGGACAUCAGCCAACGCCAUCUCCAUCGCGGCAUGUCUAAGACCCCACGAAGCUGCAAUUGCCGCGAGCUCGGGACAUAUUGUCACAAGAGAGACUGGCGCUGUGGAGGCCAGCGGGCAUAAGAUCAUCAACGUUGCGCCUGUCAAUGGCAAGUUGACGCCCCAGAGCAUCCAACGCGCGGUGGAUGAGAACUGGCACUUCCCUCACAUGGCGAAGCCGAGGCUGGUGUAUAUCUCUAAUGCGACGGAGAUUGGGACGAUAUACAAGAGAGACGAACUUGCUGCAAUCAAGCAGGUGUGCGAACAGAAUCAACUCAUACUCUUCCUCGACGGCGCCCGCAUCGGAACAGCAUUGGCGUCAAAGUCAAACGACAUGACGCUCCAAGAUAUCCUAGAGCUGACAGACAUCUUCUGGAUCGGAGGAACAAAGAACGGAGCGUUGCUCGGAGAAGCUGUGGUCGUAAAGGAUGCGCGUCUAGCGACCGAGUUCGAGUUCUACGUCAAGCAGCACGGCUCACUGCUAGCCAAGAGCAGAAUCAUGGGCACGCAGUUUGCCGAACUAUUCAGAGAGGAUCUCUACUUUGAUCUCGCACGGUUAGCCAAUUACUGCGCCGAGACAUUGUCGAGUGGUAUCGCGACGGCCGGGUUCUCGGUUCACGCCGUGACGGAGACAAACCAGGUGUUUGCGGUGCUCCCAAUGAGCUUGAUCAAGGUUCUGCAGGAUCACUUCAUCUUUUAUGUAUGGGAGAAGCGUGGGGACGAUGAGGCUGUGGUGAGGUUACUCACGACGUGGGCGACGGAAGCAACAGAGGUUGAGAAGUUUGUUGGUCUGGUUCAGGGCUGGUCCGCUGGAGCUGCCGAAAGUUGA
Colletotrichum phormii is the source of this 2648-nucleotide messenger RNA. Its product is annotated as pyridoxal phosphate-dependent transferase. The record is from RefSeq and is a predicted model, not a curated record. The coding region runs from base 6 to 2648 and encodes 880 amino acids. The transcript is spliced from 5 exons. Lineage: Eukaryota; Fungi; Ascomycota; Sordariomycetes; Glomerellales; Glomerellaceae. Gene Ontology annotation, molecular function: lyase activity; DNA-binding transcription factor activity. Gene Ontology annotation, biological process: amino acid metabolic process; regulation of DNA-templated transcription.